This is a messenger RNA of Fraxinus pennsylvanica, 5310 nucleotides long. Lineage: Eukaryota; Viridiplantae; Streptophyta; Magnoliopsida; Lamiales; Oleaceae. The record is from the annotation of a GenBank genome assembly.
AUGGAAAACGAAGAGAAUAAAAAUACCGAGCAACGCGAAUCGUUUACUGAAUUGGAUGAUUCGAAUUUAAGUGUAGGUGGAGAAAAGGUCGAUGAGGUGGUGGUAGAGGAGGAGGAGAAGCUGCCUGCGGUGGCGGAAGGUGGAGAAGACGGAGAAGAGUCCGUUACAGAGAAAUAUGAUGUGGCGGGAUCGGAACUGGAAGUGGACGCGUUGGCGGAGCUUGAUAUGGGGCGUGGAGAAAAGAGUGUAAUAGAGAGAGUUGGUUCGUCGAUGCUUACAGCUGAAGAGGCGGUGGCAGAGGAAACUCAGGUGUUGGAGAGUGAGGUGGGAGGAAUGAAAGGUGGCGAUGAUAGCCGGGAUUCACUGCUUGCUCCGAAGGGUGAUGAAGAAUUGGUGUCAGGGGUGGCAGGCGAUGUAAGCAAGGAUGGUUCUGGCGCAUGGGAUUUGAGACCUCAUACUCAGUCGGAAAUGGACAUGACCUAUGAAGCGCCAGUGGAAAGAGAGGGAAUGGAGGUUAGGGGUCCUAAAGCCGUGACUGAGAUGGAGGAGAAGAGAGGCAAGGCACAGCACAUUGAGGAAGAGGAAGGAGCAGAGUUGGAGGAAGAGAGAACCCAAAUACUUGAAAAUGAUUCAGAGACAGUAGUGGAAGCUGGUAUAGGCAGCGAGGAGAAGGUUACAGAUAAGGUAAAUGAUUCAGAAGUUGGGAUUAGUGAGAAACUGGUUGGAACUGUAGAAGACAGAAGUGAUUCUAAGACCCAAAUUGAGGUGGUGAAUUGUAAUGAAGGAGAGCACGUUCCCGAUUCUGAUGGUGGUACGGUAAAUUUCAGCACCGACAUUGAAGAUAAGAGUGCUGCAGAUAGGGUGGUGGUUGAGGAGAGUUUGAUGGCCGGAACUAUAACUGAGGAGGAAAAGGAUAUGAGCUUGGAGGUUUUGAAAGGCCCGGAGUUAUCUGAGCUUUCAAAUGCGGCAGAAGUUAAGGAGGUAGAAGCAGUGCCUGGAGAGGAGAUUUCAGCAGGAGAUACUAAAAUAGAAACAGAGGAAUACAAGGAAAUAGAAGUGACGAGGGAUGACAUGGUCCAGGAGAUUCAAGUGGCUGAUUCGCAAAUGGAAACAGAGGUGGUGGAAAGGAAUGAUAUGUUUGAGACGAUCCCAUCCGAGGACACAAACAGGGAGACAGAGGAAACAAAGAGUGAUGUGGAUGAGCCUGGUGUGGAGUUGAAUGAUCCACUGGCUGCAAUAAAAUCCGGGGAUGAUGAACCAAUGGCCGUGGAGGACACUGAGACUCAGGACACUGAAAUGGAGACUGAAACAGAUGUGGCUGAACCGGUGAAAUCAUCUGGAGAGAAGCGGAAGAGGGUGAGGAAUUCAAAAAGUCCUUCAAGUUGUAAGGCCACAACAAAAGCUUCAGCUAGGAAGAAGGUAGGAGAGGACGUUUGUUUCAUUUGUUUCGAUGGUGGGGACCUUGUGCUAUGUGAUCGCCGAGGUUGCCCCAAAGCGUAUCAUCCAUCUUGUGUAAAUCGAGAUGAGGCCUUCUUCAACACUAAGGGUCGCUGGAACUGCGGUUGGCAUAUGUGCAGCAUUUGUGAGAAGAAUGCCCACUAUAUGUGUUAUACAUGCACAUAUUCCUCAUGCAGGGGUUGCAUUAAAGAUGCUGUUAUCUUUUGUGUCCGAGGAAAUAAAGGCUUUUGUGAGACCUGCAUGAGAACUGUUACGCUAAUUGAGAACAAUCAACAUGAAAAUGCUCAAUUAGAUUUUGAUGACAAAAGUAGCUGGGAGUAUCUAUUCAAGGAUUACUAUAUAGGUCUCAAAUCGAAGCUAUCCCUCUCAUCAGUUGAAGUUGCAGAGGCAAAGCAUCCAUGGAAAGGCAGUAAACAAGAAUCACCUGAGGCACAGAUUGAUGCUGAUUAUGAUGGAGGAUCUGGUUCAGGCGACUCUAUUGAGAGCCAGAAAACCCGUAAAUCUAAGAGAAGAAAGCUAAAGAAACGAUCAAAAUCCCUCACCAUAGAAGAUGAAUCCGUCAGUGUAGGUGUGUCAGCCGGCGAUGAGAACGUUUCUUCAUCCGAGGACACUGAAUGGGCUACAAAAGAGCUUCUUGAAUUUGUUUCGCACAUGAGAAAUGGUGACGUAUCUCCACUGUCUCAGUUUGAUGUACAAGCUCUUUUGCUUGAAUAUAUCAAAAAAAACAAACUGCGUGAUCCUCGCCGGAAAAGUCAAAUUAUCUGUGAUUCAAGGCUUGGUAAUCUAUUUGGAAAACCACGAGUUGGGCAUUUUGAGAUGUUAAAACUUCUUGAAUCUCAUUUUCCUACCAAAAAGGAUAAGACAGAUGAAGUUCAAGGAAGUGUUGUCGGCACUGAAAUUAACCAGUUGGAGGUUGGUGGUGAUGCUGACACCCUAGCCAGGGGGGUCAAAGGUAGGAAAAGCAAAACACGCAAGAAAGGUGACAGAAGGGGUCCUCAGUCGAAUCUUGAGGAUUAUGCAGCGAUUGACACACACAACAUUAGCUUAAUUUACCUACGACGGAAGUUGAUGGAGGACCUACUCGAAGAUGUUGAGAAAUUUCAUGAUAAAGUUGUUGGAGCUUUCGUGAGGAUAAGAAUUUCUGGUAGUAGUCAAAAGCAAGACCUGUAUAGACUAGUGCAAGUUGUAGGCACAAGCAAAGCUGCGGAGCCAUAUAAAAUUGGCAAAAAGAAUUGUGAUACGAUGCUGGAGAUAUUAAAUCUAGACAAGGCGGAGGUCAUAUCAAUUGAUACUAUCUCAAAUCAAGAGUUCACUGAGGAAGAAUGCAAGCGUCUACGCCAGAGUAUCAAAUGUGGACUCAUCAACAGGCUGACUGUGGGUGACAUUCUUGACAAGACCAUGGAAAUACAGGCGGCCAGAGUUAAUGAUUGGUUGGAGUCAGAGGUUAUGCGCAUUAGCCAUCUUCGUGAUCGAGCUAGCGAUUUAGGGCGUAGGAAGGAGCUUAGAGAGUGUGUGGAAAAAUUACAACUUUUGAAGACCCCUGACGAACGCCAUCGUAGACUAGAGGAAAUUCCUGAAAUACAUGGAGAUCCCAAAAUGGAUCCAAGUUACGAGUCUGAUGAGGAUGACAGUGAAACUGACAACAUUAAACGAGAUUCUUUAACGAGAUCUAGUUCUAGCUUUAAUAGAAGAGGAAGUGGUCUUAUCUCUCCAGGAAGUGAUUAUAAUGCGAAAGAUACUUGGAAUGGCUUGGAAAAUGUUUCUAGUAAGAAUUUGGAAACGAGAAGAAACCUCUCGAGCAAGAGUAUGUAUACCAAUGCUGCUCAUUCUGGCGAAAUAGUUGUUGAGAAUUCACGGAACCAAGGAAGAGACAAGAACGCUCAAGAAUCUAAAUCUGUUGAAUGGACUAUGAAUUCCUCGUCCAAAUCUGAAUCCCUUUCUGUUGCUUCACCCGUAACUUCAACAGUAUCUCUCUCAGAUAGUGUGGCAGAAAUUGCUGUCAGUAUAAAUGAAACUGAAAAGGUUUGGUAUUACAAGGAUCCUUCUGGAAAGGUGCAAGGACCAUUUUCUAUGACGCAGUUGCAUAAGUGGAACAAUACAGGAUACUUUCCUGCAGAUCUGAGAAUCUGGAGAACCGCAUUAGAACAAGAAGACCCUAUUCUUCUUAGUGACGCAUUGGCAGGGAAAUAUCAGAAAGACCUGCCGGCAGUUAAUAGAUUUCCAGCAAUUAAUAUUAUGCAUAGUCCGAGUAUCUCGUCGAGUCACCCUGGUAAAAUUUCUGGAACAUCCUUGCACCAAGAUAUACAGAGACCAAAUACUAAUCAAGACCCUAGAGCUCACCCAAAACAUUCUACAGAAAUUUGGAUUGGGAAUGAUUCAACAAACCUACCAUCUCCUACUCCACAACAAAAAAAUGCAGGAUGGACAGGAGAAGACGGGGGUAUUCUCCUUGGUGCAACUCAAUAUCCCAGUGGCAAUGGAUUGCUUCAUUCACCUUCUCCAUCCUUACCAAACACCGCGAAGUAUUCUUCUCCUCCUGCUUCAGUUCUGAAUUCUGCUGUCCAAUCUGGUGCUGCUUUUUCUCCAACAUUGAAUUCUGAAAAAGGUGUUCUUGCAGGCUCCGUAGAUUCUCUACAAAUUCAGUCAAACAUGAGUGGUGAACCACACAGCGUACAGAUGCAUGGCCAUCUGCCCACUAUCGUCCAUUCAGUUCACUCGGCUAUUAGUCUGAACCCUCAUGUUGAAACUCCUAGUUGGGGCAGCGGUCCACAUUCUGGACAAGGCAAGGCUCAAGGUUGGGGUGGCAAUACAUUGGAUGUUCAGAACUCUGCUGGAAAUUUCUCGAACUCAGAUAUUGCAGCUACGCAGCAACCUGAUUUGUGGGGACCAUCUACUCAGGGCAUUCUACCGAACAUGCUGCCCCCUGGUAUACAAAACGUUUCUUGGGGCACGAGACCUGAAUAUCCGAACACUGGGUGGGGUAAUGUGCAGGCAAAUCCAAAUGCGGGGUGGGGAACACCCACACCGGGAAGUACAAAUAUAAAUGUGGGACUGGCUGUUCAAGCACCGGCUCUGGGAAAUACUUCUGGUUGGGUUGGUCCUUCAGGAAAUCCCGGAACUACUGUUCAAAGGCCGGUUCCUGGAAAUGUGAAUUCUGGUUGGGUUGCAACUCCAGGUUGGGGGAGUGCUCCAGUUCAAGGGCCAGUACCAGUACCUGGGAAUGGGUGGGGGCCACCUAGUGGAAAUUCAGGAACUCCCGUUCAAGGACUAGCACAAGCAAACCCGAAUCAAGGUUUUGGUGCACCAGCUGGGAGCCAAGGUGUAUGGGGAGGCGAUCAAAACCACAGUGGAGGUCAGUUCUCCAGUCAAAGGGAAAUGGGGGAUUCUGGUUUUGGUGGUGGAAGGACUUCUUGGAACAGACCGUCAUCAUUUGGCAGUGGAGGUUCUAGACCUUUCAACAAGCGGGUUGAUGCACCUCAGAGCUGCUAUAAAAAUUUCAGAUCGUCGACGAUCUGUGACAGACUCAAUUGGAAAGUACAGAUCGCCGUAGGGUGCAGCGCAGCAGCUGCACCUCCGCGUGUUGAGGCUCCGACGCUUCCCUGGAAUAGAUCGCAGCAGCUGCACCUCCGAAAGUACAGAUCGCAGCCGCUGCACCUCCGCAAGACGUGGUGCCACCAUCUCUUGCACGACCACCACCUUCGCGAUAGCCACCGUCUGCAAGCUAGCAACCCAAAAUCAACUCAACCAUCACCUGCACAACCACCACCUUUGCGACCGCCACCAUCGCCUGCACGCCGCCACCACCUUGAGGAAUCUCGAUUUAGGGUUCGAAUAAAAUUGGGGAGAGGAUAG